Molecule: messenger RNA, 4898 nt
Organism: Ficedula albicollis (Collared flycatcher)
Lineage: Eukaryota; Metazoa; Chordata; Aves; Passeriformes; Muscicapidae
Gene: MTMR9
Product: myotubularin related protein 9
Exons: 10
Coding region: 301-1953 (550 amino acids)
Biological process (GO): negative regulation of autophagy
Source: RefSeq, a predicted model, not a curated record
UCCUGGGAAUCCCGAGAAUCCCGGGAAUCUUGGGCGGGGGGCCGAGGGUGCUGGGGCUCCCCGGGGCAGCACCGAGGCUGCUGGGGCUCGCCGAAUCAGCACCGAGGCUGCUGGGGCUCCCCGGGGCAGCACCGAGGGUCUCCCCUCUGUAACAUCCUCCCACGCCCGCGGUGCGGCCCUGAGGGAGAAGAGGGGCCCUGCGCGGGUCUGUCCCGCUCCCCGCAUCGCUCUCGGCUGAAUCGCCGCAGAGCCUUUCCCAGCCCGCUCUUCCCGAGGCUUUUCCCGGUGAAUUUCCCCAGCAUGGAGUUCGCCGAGCUGAUCAAGACGCCCCGAGCGGAUAACGUGGUGCUGCACUGCCCCUUCCACCUGGCCGUGGAGGGGACGCUGUGCCUGACCGGCCACCACCUCAUCUUCUCGUCACGGCGGCAGGACAACGCCGAGGAGCUGUGGCUGCUGCACUCCAACAUCGACUCCAUCGAGAAAAGGUUCGUGGGCUCCUUGGGUACCAUCAUCAUAAAGUGCAAAGACCUGAGGAUUAUCCAGCUGGACAUCCCAGGGAUGGAGGAGUGUCUGAACAUUGCCAGCUCCAUUGAGGCUCUUUCCACCCUGGAUUCAGUCACCCUCAUGUAUCCCUUCUUCUACCGGCCCAUGUUUGAGGUCCUGGAGGAUGGAUGGUCCUCCUUUCUGCUGGAACAAGAGUUUGAGCUCCUCAGCUCAGUGACCAAUGAGUGGCGUCUGAGCUGUGUGAACAAGGAGUUCUCAGUGUGUCCCUCCUACCCUCCGGCUGUCAUUGUCCCCAAAUCCAUCGACGACGAAGCGCUCCGCAAAGUCGCCCUGUUCCGCCACGGCGGCCGCUUCCCCGUGCUGAGCUACUACCACAAGAAGAAUGGCAUGGCCAUGCUGAGGAGCAGCCAGCCCCUGACAGGCACCAACGGGCGGCGCUGCAAGGAGGACGAGAAGCUGAUCAACGCCACGCUGCGCUCCGGCCGCCGCGGCUUCGUCAUCGACACGCGGCCCCUGGCUGUUGCCCAGCAGGCCAGGGCCAAGGGAGGGGGCUUUGAGCAAGAAGUCCACUACCCCCAGUGGAGGAGGAUUCACAAGUAUAUUGAGAGGUUUAAUAUCCUGCAGGAGAGCUUCAUCAAGCUGGUGGAGGCUUGCAAUGACCAGUCACACAACAUGGACCGCUGGCUCAGUAAACUGGAAGCUUCCAACUGGCUCACUCACAUCAAGGAGCUGCUGACUGCAGCUUGCCUGGCUGCUCAGUGCAUUGACAGGGAAAGUGCUUCAGUGUUAGUCCAUGGCAGUGAAGGAACUGACUCCACACUCCAGGUCACUUCCCUGGCACAGAUCAUCCUGGAUCCAAGGUGCAGGACCAUCCGUGGCUUCGAGGCUCUUGUAGUGAGGGAGUGGCUGCAGGCUGGCCACCCUUUCCAGCAGCGCUGUGCCCAGUCAGCCUAUUCCAACAGCAAGCAGAAGUGGGAGGCCCCAGUGUUCCUGCUCUUUCUGGAAUGUGUGUGGCAGAUCCACCGGCAGUUCCCCUGCUCCUUCGAGUUCAACGAGCAGUUCCUCAUCGUGCUCUUUGAACACGCCUACGCCUCCCAGUUCGGCACUUUCCUGGGCAACAACGAAAAUGAAAGGGCUAAACUGAAGCUGCCUCAGAAGACCAUGUCCCUCUGGUCCUGGGUGAACAGGCCUGAAGAGCUGAGCAGGUUCCAGAACCCUCUUUAUGAGGCCAACAGCCUUGUCAUCUGGCCCUCUGUGGCCCCACAGAGCCUGCAGCUCUGGGAAGGUGUCUUCCUGAGGUGGAACAGGCCUUCCAAAUUCCUGGAGGAGGCUGAAGUAGAAAGGAUCAACAUCAUCAAGUACAACAAGGAGCUGCAGGCCAAGGUGAACGCGCUGAGGCGGCAGCUGGCGGAGAUGGAGGCGGAUGAGGAGGGCCGGGAGGAGCCCUGAGCUGGGCUUUGGGCUUUGCUCUGAGCUGGGCUUUGGGCUUUGCCCUGAGCUGGGCUUUGCCUCAGGCCUUUGCCCUGAGCUGGGCUUUGCCUCAGGCCUUUGCUUUGCCCUUCACCUCGAGGAAGAAACACGGCAAGUGCAUGUUCUGCUGAGCCCUUGGGUCCAGCUGACCCUCCCACUGCUGAACCCUUCACUCCAUGAACCUCCCUGCUUUGUGGGGAGGGCUUUUUGUUUUGUUUACAGAAGACACAGCUGGGCACAAUGUCCCCUCUUGGCAGCUUUUCUGUCUCAGAAUUGGGUACAGUGUCAGCAGGAGCUGGAACUCUUUACCUCCAAUUGUGUGGAUGACUAGGAUGGGCCAAGAGACAGGAUGUCUCCAAUUUAUUUUGGACUUUCUCUGGUUUUGUUGAACACUCACAGGAUUAAAAUACAGAGUUCUAUAUAGAUAGGUAAAGGCAUUUUGUCUGGAAGCACCUUUUCUCUCCAAGAGUAGGUAAGGCAGCUUGGUUCUUUAAUUUCCUAGGAAAUCUAGAAAUUGUUAAAAUCAAAUUACAGGUUCUGCCAGUCUGCACAGUACUCUCAGUAGCCUUCACAUCUCACACUUGGGUUUUUGUGUUCAGCAUUGGCUCAGGAGCAGGAAGUUAAACACCAAACCAGAGCAAGACAUUUCAGUGCAAUACAGAAUUGAAGGAGGGAUUCUGCUGCUAAUGUUUAAGCCAUGACCUUCACAUGGAAUUGUCCCUCUUGGACAAGGAUCUCCUAAGGAGGAACAAACUUUUUUUUUUAAUUCUGCCUGGAAAACAAAAAGGUUUAACAGUUGCUGGGGGUGUUCACUUGUAGAACAGGGCUCAGAGCUGUUCUUUAAACCAGAGCCAAGCUGCCUUCUUAGAAAUUCCAACCCCCCUGGCUGGGUUUGGACACCUGGCCAGGUUCACAGCCUUGCCAGGGUGCAAGAGCAGCACUUCAUUUACAGCUCAACAAAACACUUCUGUGGCACCUGAUGUGCUUUUCCUAUUUGUGCUCUCAUGCCCAUCUUGUGAAACCUCAAAAGCAGAAGCUGGAAGUUCAGGUGACCUCACAGAUCUGCUGCAGAUGAAGGGGCCAUCACACUACAGAAAAAUAUUAAAAGUUUAGAUUAUUUGUAGCUGCUAAAACUGCUUAAAGACUUUAGGGAUAAGCUUCAGUCCCAUUUAACUUUGUAUUUUGUAGCUGCUCUUUCAGUUUCUGUGACUUCAAUUUGCUUUUUAUAAAAUCAGAGUUCUCUCUUGUGAUUUUUUUUUUUUUUCUCCUUUAAAAAGACAGGUAGGGGUAGGUCUGAAAUACUCCCUGAGGCGUUGUUUCAGCUUGAUUCCAUGGGUAGCUCCACAGGACUGGGAAAAGUUGAUUUAACAGCAGCACAUGUGGCUGGGAUUAUCCAGAAAAGAGCUUCCUGUCAGCCUGGUUUUGCUGGAAUGAACAGAGCUGCAGUAGGUCAGUGCUGGGAUCCCUCUGGAAACUGAGCUUCCAGGUUUGUGGAAUGAAGCUGCCUUUAUUUAAAAGCCACUUCACAUAGCUGUGUGUGAAAAUGCAGGAUCUGUAGUGUAGAAGUAGCUGGGCAGGAACCUGCAAAAAUCAUGUAGCCACUAAAUACAGUCUAAGAAAAUUCUAUGACCAAGGAAAUUGUAUAAAAUUAUGUGAUAGUGGUCAAGUGCUACCUUAAUGCCUUUUGUUCAUUCCUUAUUUCCUUAAUUAUUUCCUUCUUGCCUAAGCUAAACUUAGCCCUGAAGUCCUCUGGCUUAAAAAAUAACACAAUCCCUUUUAAAGCAUUGCUCACUUAAGGCAGAAGAGAUCCCCCUGCUUGCAAUGCCAAUUUCUUUGUAGGUUUGGAGCCUUGUGCCCUAAAUCCAGUCUGACACAGGGAAUGCUUUCAGGGUGGCUGGGGAUCUGUUCUGCAUGACAGGGGAGGCAGAAUUGGGCUGUUCCCUCCUCCAAACCCAGAGAUUCUUCUGGGUAUGUUGCUCAUAUAAGCCCUUAAAAUGAUUGUUCCCCCUUUGAAAGGAUGUCUUUGGGAUCUGCACCUGCCUGGGGGGUGUUUCCCGACCCCAUUCAGAAUUUCUCCAUCUGAAACCCAUUAUCCCCAGCCAGAUGGGAAAGAUUCAGAAGGCACUAUUUUCCCUGUAAUAGACUACACAUAAAACACUCCUAAAGGUUAUGCAAUUCCCUAACACAGUAAUUAUAGAUUGAGCUAAAUAAUAGAGAAGCAGAGAGGGUUUUUUUGGAGCUAAUUGCCUGGCUGCUCCAGCCUCUCCUGCAAACUGCAGGCAUCCGAGGAAAUUGGGAAACCAGCUGUGACAGCCAACAAAAGGCAGCACAUUCCCUCUGAGCUGGCAUCAAUUUCAGCCUCCACUUGUGUUGAAUCCACACCCAAGUGCUUGGGAACGUGGAUCCUGGGAACGUGGAUCCUGGGAACGUGCCUUCCUGUGGCAGUGCUGGUGUCCUAAACAGUUUGUUCCACAGUUCCUGGGCCUUGCAGCAGCUUGUCCCCCUGGAGGGCUGGCAGGAGGGGCAGUGGGGGCAGGAUUUGUGGUGCUGUGGGCUCUGCUGGGCCAGGAGCUGUGCUGCUCCCACGUUCCCUUUGAGCUGCCCCGUUCCCAGUGCCAGGCUCCAGCUUCACAGCAGGUCACUCCCCUCCUUUGCCCUGCUGCUUGCCUCCCCUGGUCAGUCACAUAUUGGAUAUCAGUCAUGGGUUUCUCCCCCAGAGGGGGAUCCCUGCCCUGUGACAGCACAUUUGCAGAUUCCCUGUGUCUUCCUGAGCUGGCUGCUCCCUGUGCCACUGCCUUACACCCUCACUGCCACCCCGCUCCUGCUCUUUUGCACACCCUUUAUGUAACAAGCUGGACACUGAAAGCCCCAUCUCCAAAUUUUGGGGCCAAUCCACGAGGACACUCUGCCAUUUACCAAAAAAA